Messenger RNA from Sinocyclocheilus grahami, 1519 nucleotides. Its product is annotated as protein arginine N-methyltransferase 8-B-like. The coding region runs from base 519 to 1499 and encodes 326 amino acids. Gene Ontology annotation, molecular function: protein-arginine omega-N monomethyltransferase activity; protein-arginine omega-N asymmetric methyltransferase activity; histone methyltransferase activity. The record is from RefSeq and is a predicted model, not a curated record. Gene Ontology annotation, cellular component: plasma membrane. The transcript is spliced from 7 exons. Gene Ontology annotation, biological process: chromatin remodeling; peptidyl-arginine methylation, to asymmetrical-dimethyl arginine. NCBI's taxonomy places the organism in Eukaryota, Metazoa, Chordata, Actinopteri, Cypriniformes, Cyprinidae.
AGUCAGCACAGUCUUUCAACUCCAACUUUCAGCGUGAUCCAGACGCACUUGACUGACCGCAACGCGACGAAUUGGCCAACUAGGAUCCGACGACAUGUUAUGAACUGAGAAAUAAUGGAUUAACAUGUUAAACUGAAAUAAAAGAUGCAUUCUGAUCUGUCAGACUCCAUGUAGCGCGGCGAUGCGCAGCGGCAGGUGAUGUGGAGGCUGACGCGUCGGGGCUCAACUGGUCUCCAAGCGGCGCUUAGAAACUGUGGAAGAACUUUUACACGAUUGGCUUUCAGUAGGAAUCAGAAUCAUGGAAUUGAGGGACUAUCCACUAAGUCAUCAUGACAAUUUCAAUAUUAGUUUCUAUUUAGGCAUUUAUUGUUUAUUAAAAACAGCUGUGCGAAUUAACAAAUGGGCCGUUUUAAAGCGCAAACCUAGUAUUGCUUAUUGAAUUACGUUUUAAAACUUUUCUAGUACAUUUAGUGACAACACUUGCCCUUAUCGAGUUAAUCCGGAUCCCGUUGGCUCGUAUGGGACUGAGGCACUCAUCGCGGUGCCUGCUCCUGCGGAGAAAGAUGGCGGAGGCGGAGAGCUCGGAGCAGCGCCAGCAGCAGCAGCAUAUUUCCAGUGCUCCCUCAUCCAAGUCCUUACAACCAUCUCCGCUACCAAAGCCAGUGACGUCCGUUCAUCAUGUUCCUCAUCCUCCACACACGCCGCAUGUCUCCGCGCUUUCUGCCUGUCCGGGCCGAGGCAAGAUGGCCAAGCUACUCAACCCGGAAGAGAUGACAUCACGGGACUACUACUUUGACUCCUAUGCCCACUUUGGUAUUCAUGAGGAAAUGCUAAAGGAUGAGGUGAGGACACUGACCUAUAGGAACUCCAUGUACCACAAUAAACACAUCUUUAAGGAUAAGAUAGUUCUAGAUGUGGGCAGCGGAACCGGAAUCCUCUCCAUGUUUGCUGCCAAGGCAGGAGCCAAACAUGUAUAUGGGUUAUUACCAUCAUUAAAGGGAAAGUGGAGGAGACUGAAUUGCCGGUGGAUCAGGUGGACAUCAUCAUUUCAGAGUGGAUGGGCUACUGUCUUUUCUACGAGUCUAUGCUCAAUACUGUCAUCUACGCCAGAGACAAAUGGCUGCGUGACAUAUCGCUUUCAGGAGGUGGAUAUCUACACGGUGAAGCCAGAGGAUCUGACGUUCACCUCGGCCUUCUGCCUGCAGAUCCAGAGGAAUGACUAUGUUCAUGCUCUCGUCACGUACUUCAACAUUGAGUUCACCAAGUGUCACAAGAAGAUGGGCUUUUCUACAGCCCCCGACGCUCCCAGCACUCACUGGAAGCAGACGGUGUUUUAUCUGGAGGAUUACUUAACGGUGCGGAGAGGAGAGGAAAUCCUGGGCAGCAUCACCAUGAAGCCCAACGAGAAUAACGAGCGUGACUUGGACUUCACCUUUGAGCUGGAUUUCAAAGGACAGCUCUGCGACGCAGCCAUCUCCCACGACUACAAGAUGCGUUAAAACUGGAGCGGCAUCCUGAG